Messenger RNA from Panthera uncia (snow leopard), 3838 nucleotides. RefSeq names its product phosphodiesterase 5A (gene PDE5A). NCBI's taxonomy places the organism in Eukaryota, Metazoa, Chordata, Mammalia, Carnivora, Felidae. Gene Ontology annotation, molecular function: protein binding; 3',5'-cyclic-GMP phosphodiesterase activity. Gene Ontology annotation, biological process: signal transduction. The record is from RefSeq and is a predicted model, not a curated record. The transcript has 21 exons. The coding region runs from base 759 to 3269 and encodes 836 amino acids.
CACUCUCUCCUGCUCCCAAGGCGGCGCAGCUGAAACCUCUCCGCAGAGGGGUUCGCGGCGCGCACACAAAGGGCGCGGGGGAGGCGCGGCGGGAGCGGACAGCUGGGGGCUGGCGGGUCCCGCGCGGCCCCAGCCGACCCCAGAGGCCAGCUCUUUCUGGUCGAGAGCCAAGCGCCGGGCGGCCGCUGCGGAGGGCUGGGAGGAGGGCGCCUGUCCUUUGGGAGGCGGCCGCCCGGGGGCCAGUUGGGCGCGCGUGGGAAACGCUCGCCUUGAGUUAGGAAGGCAUUGGGGCUGAAGCCGAGGAAGGAGGAGGUGGAGAGGGGAGUGUGUGGCGGGCGGGUCCCUCAAAGCCUGAGGAGUUGGUGGGAAGCCGACUCGGGCUGAUUCCAGGACGCACCUCUUCGGAGAAGGGUCCCGUGUCCUCCGCCGCCACAUCCAGGCAGCGGCCGUCGGGCAGCCGGCGCUGGCCGCCUCGGCCGCUAGGGAGACGCACUCGAGGCGGUGAUGGUGGAGCGGCCAGCCGGGGCACGGCGCUGGGGUCCCACCCGCCCGCGCUCCGUCUCCGCUGUGCCGGGCGCUCCCCGCCAGGGGGCGGCGCAGCGCGGGACGAGCGGGCGGCGGCUGGCAGCGGUGCGGUGGCGGGGUCGGUAGGGGAGCGGGCUUGGAGUCACCGCCUCACCUGGGCACGUCGUCGUCCCCCGGCGCCUUGUGGAAUCCAGGGUCUGCGGAGCCCGCAUGGUCUGCACUUCGAACUUCCCAUGUUUGAUAUGUUGCCCUUUGGAGACAAAACCAGAGAAAUGGUCAAUGCCUGGUUUGCUGAGAGAGUCCACACCAUCCCUGUGUGCAAAGAAGGUAUCAGAAGCCACACAGAAUCUUGCUCUUGCCCCUCGCAGCAGAGUCCCCGUGCAGAUAGCAGUGCACCUGGAACACCAACCAGGAAAAUCUCUGCCUCCGAAUUUGACCGGCCUCUUAGACCCAUUGUUGUCAAGGAUUCUGAGGGAACCGUGAGCUUCCUCUCUGACUCAGAAAAGAAGGAACAGAUGCCUCUAACCCCCCCAAGGUUUGAUAAUGAUGAAGGGGACCAGUGCUCAAGACUCUUGGAAUUAGUGAAAGAUAUCUCUAGUCAUUUGGAUGUCACAGCCUUAUGUCACAAAAUUUUCUUGCAUAUUCAUGGACUUAUCUCUGCCGAUCGCUAUUCCCUGUUCCUUGUCUGUGAGGACAGCUCCAACGACAAGUUUCUUAUCAGCCGCCUGUUUGAUGUUGCAGAAGGUUCAACACUGGAAGAAGCUUCAAAUAACUGUAUCCGCUUAGAAUGGAACAAAGGCAUUGUGGGACACGUGGCAGCAUUUGGUGAGCCCUUAAACAUCAAAGAUGCUUACGAGGAUCCUCGGUUCAAUGCAGAAGUUGACCAAAUUACAGGCUACAGGACACAAAGUAUUCUUUGUAUGCCGAUUAAGAAUCAUAGGGAAGAGGUUGUUGGUGUAGCCCAGGCCAUCAACAAGAGAUCGGGAAAUGGUGGGACAUUCACUGAAAAAGAUGAAAAGGACUUUGCUGCCUAUUUGGCAUUUUGUGGUAUUGUUCUUCAUAAUGCUCAACUCUAUGAGACUUCACUCCUGGAGAACAAGAGAAAUCAGGUGCUGCUUGACCUUGCUAGCUUAAUUUUUGAAGAACAGCAAUCAUUAGAAGUAAUUCUAAAGAAAAUAGCUGCCACUAUUAUCUCUUUCAUGCAGGUGCAGAAAUGCACCAUUUUCAUAGUGGAUGAAGAUUGCUCCGAUUCUUUUUCUAGUGUGUUUCACAUGGAGUGUGAAGAAUUAGAAAAAUCAUCAGAUACUUUAACAAGGGAGCGUGAUGCAAACAGAAUCAAUUACAUGUAUGCUCAGUAUGUAAAAAAUACUAUGGAACCACUUAAUAUCCCAGAUGUCAGUAAAGACAAAAGAUUUCCCUGGACAAAUGAAAACACAGGAAGCGUAAGUCAACAGUUCAUUAGAAGUUUGCUUUGUACGCCUAUAAAAAAUGGAAAGAAGAAUAAAGUGAUAGGGGUUUGCCAACUUGUAAAUAAGAUGGAGGAGAAUACUGGCAAGGUUAAGCCUUUCAACCGAAAUGACGAACAGUUUCUGGAGGCUUUUGUCAUCUUUUGUGGCUUGGGGAUCCAGAACACACAGAUGUAUGAAGCAGUGGAGAGAGCCAUGGCCAAGCAAAUGGUCACACUGGAGGUUCUGUCGUAUCACGCUUCAGCAGCAGAGGAAGAAACAAGAGAGCUCCAAUCCUUAGCGGUUGCUGUUGUACCAUCUGCUCAGACACUUAAAAUUACUGACUUCAGUUUCAGUGACUUUGAGCUGUCUGACCUAGAAACGGCACUGUGUACAAUUCGGAUGUUCACUGACCUCAACCUUGUGCAGAACUUCCAGAUGAAACAUGAGGUUCUUUGCAGGUGGAUUUUAAGUGUUAAGAAGAAUUACCGGAAGAAUGUUGCCUAUCAUAAUUGGAGACACGCCUUUAAUACAGCUCAGUGCAUGUUUGCUGCUCUAAAAGCAGGCAAGAUUCAGAACAAGCUGACCGACCUAGAGACACUCGCCCUGCUGAUUGCUGCUCUCAGCCACGACUUGGACCACCGUGGUGUGAAUAACUCUUACAUACAGCGAAGUGAACACCCACUUGCUCAGCUCUACUGCCAUUCGAUCAUGGAGCAUCAUCACUUUGACCAGUGCCUGAUGAUUCUUAAUAGUCCAGGCAAUCAGAUUCUCAGUGGCCUCUCCAUCGAAGAAUAUAAGACCACGCUGAAAAUAAUCAAGCAAGCUAUUUUAGCUACAGACCUAGCGCUGUAUAUUAAGAGACGAGGAGAAUUUUUUGAACUUAUAAGAAAAAAUCAAUUCAACUUGGAAGAUCCUCAUCAAAAAGAGUUGUUUUUAGCGAUGCUGAUGACAGCUUGUGAUCUCUCUGCAAUUACAAAACCCUGGCCUAUUCAACAACAGAUAGCAGAACUUGUAGCAACUGAAUUUUUUGACCAAGGAGACAGAGAGAGAAAAGAACUCAACAUAGAGCCUGCUGAUCUGAUGAACAGGGAGAAGAAAAACAAAAUCCCAAGUAUGCAAGUUGGGUUCAUAGAUGCCAUCUGCUUGCAACUAUAUGAGGCCUUGACCCACGUUUCUGAGGACUGUUUCCCUUUGCUGGAUGGCUGCAGGAAGAACAGGCAAAAAUGGCAGGCUCUUGCAGAACAGCAGGAGAAAAUGCUGAUUAAUGGGGAAAGCAGCCAGGCCAAGCGGAACUGAGUGGCCUAUUCAAGCAGAGUUGAAGUUUACAGAUGGUGUAUUCUGCAGUUUGUCUAGUUUUGCCACAUACUGUACAGAUUUAGUGUAUACUUUGCCACUGCUGUAUUUUUAUUUUUGCACAACUUUUAAGAACAUAGCAUGAAAUGUUUUUAGGGGACUAUUACAUAUUUUCUGUAUAUUUGUUUUAUGCCACUGAUCUGAGAUUAUCAAUGAUACCCACUCUUAGCACAUGGAUAAGAGCGCUGUUUGUGAUACUUUGUGUACUGCAAAGUGCAAGUUGAAUUCUUGCACUGAGAUUGUUUUGUUAUUCGUUGUUUUGGGGGUUUUGUUUUCUGUUUUUUGGGGUUUUUUGCUUGGGGAUUUUAAAUAAUUGUUUUUGUGUUUUCUGAAUUAUCAAUCUUGUAAAGAAUGUUUGGAAUCUUUUUUUUCUCAAAAAUAGGCUAGGAGAAAAUUGAAUGUAUUCUGUGACAUUUAAAACUUUCAAAAGAAAGUGUUGUUGGCUGAGUGGAUUUUAAGGUGAAAGGAUACUAUUUGUCAGCAAUGUAUUGCAUUAACAAAAAAAGCUAAAA